This is a messenger RNA of Macadamia integrifolia, 1109 nucleotides long. Its product is annotated as chlorophyll a-b binding protein of LHCII type 1-like. The transcript has a single exon. Gene Ontology annotation, cellular component: chloroplast envelope; plastoglobule; chloroplast thylakoid membrane. NCBI's taxonomy places the organism in Eukaryota, Viridiplantae, Streptophyta, Magnoliopsida, Proteales, Proteaceae. Bases 88 to 885 code for a protein of 265 amino acids. Gene Ontology annotation, biological process: response to light stimulus; photosynthesis, light harvesting in photosystem I. The record is from RefSeq and is a predicted model, not a curated record.
CACAGCUCCUCCCACCAGCUGUCUCUCAACUUUGUAUAUUUCACACCAUCAGCCACUGCCUUCCUUCCUCCAUUCCCUCUUUUCAUCAUGGCUGCUUCGACAAUGGCUCUCUCAUCUCCCUCCUUAGCCGGAAAGGCUGUGAAGCUCAGCCCAUCCACCUCUGAGCUUCUGGGAGAAGGGAGAGUCACCAUGAGGAAGACCUCACCCAAGCCCAUCUCAUCAGGCAGCCCCUGGUACGGCCCUGACCGUGUCAAGUACUUGGGCCCCUUCUCCGGUGAGCCUCCAUCCUACCUUACCGGUGAAUUCCCCGGUGACUAUGGUUGGGACACAGCUGGGCUCUCCGCUGACCCCGAGACCUUCGAGAAGAACCGUGAGCUUGAGGUCAUCCACAGCAGAUGGGCUAUGCUUGGAGCCCUUGGUUGUGUCUUCCCUGAACUGCUAGCCCGCAAUGGCGUGAAAUUUGGAGAGGCUGUGUGGUUCAAGGCUGGUGCACAGAUCUUCUCCGACGGUGGAUUGGACUAUUUGGGUAACCCAAGCUUGAUCCAUGCACAAAGCAUUCUAGCCAUCUGGGCUACACAGGUUAUCUUGAUGGGUGCUGUUGAGGGCUACAGGGUUGCCGGUGGGCCGCUAGGUGAGAUCACAGACCCACUCUACCCUGGUGGCAGCUUCGACCCACUUGGUCUGGCUGAUGAUCCUGAGGCUUUUGCUGAAUUGAAGGUGAAGGAGAUCAAGAAUGGGAGGUUGGCCAUGUUUUCAAUGUUUGGGUUCUUCGUUCAGGCCAUAGUGACAGGCAAGGGACCUUUGGAGAACCUGGCUGACCACCUUGCUGACCCCGUUAACAACAAUGCUUGGGCCUAUGCCACAAACUUUGUCCCUGGCAAGUGAGGGAGAGAGAGAGUAAAGAAGAACAAUUUCUUCAACAAUUGAUGCAACCCUGUAGAAAAAUUGAUGCAAACUUGUGGAAAAAUGGGAAUCUUGUUUAAAAGUGGAGUGGAGAUUCUCUAAUUUCUUUUGUUUCAUCAAUAGUCUCUUACAAGCAAUUGAUCUCUUCCGUUUUUGUGCUUUGCCGUAAUUCAAUAAAGCCCUUGUGGUGGAUGUUUUACUGUUAA